Molecule: messenger RNA, 2503 nt
Organism: Calidris pugnax (ruff)
Lineage: Eukaryota; Metazoa; Chordata; Aves; Charadriiformes; Scolopacidae
Gene: SCRN3
Product: secernin 3
Exons: 7
Coding region: 61-1323 (420 amino acids)
Biological process (GO): proteolysis
Molecular function (GO): cysteine-type exopeptidase activity; dipeptidase activity
Source: RefSeq, a predicted model, not a curated record
CAGCCCCGCCCCGCCGCCGCCGCCACCGGGCCCGGAGGAGCCGCCGCCACCGCCGCCACUAUGUCGCCCCAGCCGCCCCCCAGCUCCUGCGAUACCUUCGUGGCGCUGCCGCCCGCCGCGGCGGGGGGUCGCGUCGUCUUCGGGAAGAACUCGGACCGGCCGGCGGGGGGGGGGCAGGAGGGGGGGGAUUUCCCGGCCGCCGUCCACCCGCCCGGCGCCGAGCUGGAGUGCACCUACAUGAGGAUCGGCCAGGCAGAGCGGACGCACGCCGUGGUGCUGAGCCGGCCCGCCUGGCUGUGGGGCGCCGAGAUGGGCGCCAACGAGCACGGCCUCUGCAUCGGGAACGAAGCCGUGUGGGGCAGAGAGGAGGUGGGCGACGGCGAGGCGCUCCUCGGCAUGGACCUCGUCAGGCUUGGACUCGAGAGAGCAGACACAGCUGAAAAGGCUGUUACCGUCAUAGUUGAUUUGCUAGAAAAAUAUGGACAGGGAGGAAACUGUAUGGAGAGCCAGAUGGCAUUUACGUACCAUAACAGUUUUCUGAUAGCUGACAGAAAGGAAGCAUGGGUGCUGGAGACAUCAGGAAAAUACUGGGCAGCAGAAAAAGUAGAAGGAGGUGUACGGAAUAUUUCCAACCAGCUCUCUAUCACAACCAAGAUUGACAGAGAACACCCAGAGCUGAAGGAAUAUGCCAAAAGCAAGGGCUGGUGGGACGGGGAAAAGGAAUUUGAUUUUGCUGCCACAUAUUCUUAUGUAAAUACUGCCAGAAUGACCACAUCCAGAGGCCGAUACUGUGAAGGCUAUAAACUUCUGAACAAACACAAAGGAUCUAUCACUUCUGAAAUAAUGAUGGAAAUUCUUCGUGACAAAGAGAGUGGCAUUAACAUGGAAGGUGGAUUUAUGACAACUGGAAGCAUGGUGUCUGUAUUGCCUCAGCAGCCGGAUCUCCCAUGUAUUCACUACUUCACUGGAACUCCAGAUCCUGCGAGGUCUGUAUUUAAGCCUUUCAUUUUUGCACCCAAUAUGACUCAGUUAUCAAAAACUAGCUCCCCUACAUUUGGGCACGAUGAUCCAGUUAAGAAGCAACCACGUUUUCAGAGUAAGCCAGAUCGAAGACAUGAGCUCUAUAAAAAACAUGAAAGUGCUGCUGUAGUUAUGGAAACUAUGGAGGGCAAAGGUAAAGAGAUGCUGAAUGGGAUACAGGAAUUGGAAAAACAGAAGAUAAGUGAAAUGGAAUCAAUCCUGCAAAAGGGAUGUCUUGACACUGACCAAGUGGUUAACCUUUUUUCACAGUGUGUAGAAGAAGAACUCAAGAUAUAUAGCUAAAACUACUAUUCAAAUGUGGUAAAAUUCAGCUUUAUGAUUACCUUCCCUAAUGAAGCAGCUAUAGAUUACAUCCUGUUUUCAAUAUACCAAUUAGUAUGGACAGUUUUAAAGAUGUAGAUUUAUAUUCAGGCCCAACAGCUUUUGACUGUAUGAAGCAAUACUGAAAAGGCUCUUAAGAGCUAGGCAGGGGCUUUGGCUGUACGUGGCAUGACGCUGUCAGCAGAGAUUGAUUUUGCCAACAAACAGAUACAAUUUGAAUGGGAUAAAUUGUGGAACCACCCCAUCUCUGGAUGAAGAACACUAACUCAGAUUUGGAGAACUCUGUUCUAGUGUACACACAUGUAGCUUUUAUAGUCAAGAUAACUGUAACAGAACUUCAUGUUGUCUGGAUUAAAAUGGCCAUGCUGAAGGACCUUCCUAAAAUUGCACUGAAUAAAAAGGAAAGUGAUACGCAAGUCAAGUAAGAUUGGUUUUAUCAAGCAGCAGAAUAUCAUUCUAAGAUACAUCUCAUAUAAGAAACUUCUAGGCCUUCAAUGUAAAAUGAGACUAAGAGUUCAAAGUAUAUUAAAAACAAACUACCCCAUGGUUUGUUGUGAAAUCUGAUUACGUGGAAUUCAACAAUGCAAGCAUCCUGCAAAUUACCACACAAUUUUCAUUUCCCUAUUUUCCUCACCCUGCUACUGAAAAAUAAAUUAACUUAUUUACAUACCAGUAUGAUUAUUGUCAAAUUAAUUCUGCAAUACACUUUAUAACAUCACGUGGGAUUUUUGAAAUGUUUCUUAAAUUGUUACUUUUUAAAAUCAGGCAACUAGAAAAAAAGAGUCUGGGGUAUGCAAGUAUAUACAUGUACUCAGCAGGACACUUAAAAGUCUUUUUAAAUAUUUUCACUUCAUCUAAGGCAUUUUAACCAUGACUUUUCUUGCUGAAAUUACUAGACUAUGGAGUUAAUUUAAUCAAUUUUUUUUCCCUGCAAGGUAGUCUUCCUCCCUGAUCCUGUUUAAAAGUAAUGAUUAGUAUGUGACAUUACUUUUGUUAUCUGUGACAAGGGACAAACUGAGGAAACAACAAAGAAAGAAGAUUGUAGCUUUACUACAUGAUCAAGCAGGAUGAAAAGUAAGACUGGGAGGGAAAAAAAAAAAAACAACACAAAAACCAGGACUUCUGCAAGCCUUUGGAAGAG